This is a messenger RNA of Medicago truncatula (barrel medic), 5246 nucleotides long. Its product is annotated as probable disease resistance protein At4g27220. Gene Ontology annotation, molecular function: ATP hydrolysis activity; ADP binding. The transcript is spliced from 8 exons. NCBI's taxonomy places the organism in Eukaryota, Viridiplantae, Streptophyta, Magnoliopsida, Fabales, Fabaceae. Bases 236 to 4948 code for a protein of 1570 amino acids. The record is from RefSeq and is a predicted model, not a curated record.
GUUUGCAUCUAAAACAACAAAAGACAAACAAAAGAAGGUUCGUUGUGCUCUCAUUUUGGUAGUGAAGGGUAAGAGGUGUCUGAAGAAGUUAUUUAAAACCUGAAUCAUCAUAUAUUUAGAGAAGAAGAGUUCUAGAACAUAUAUACUUGAGUGCAAGAUCUGAUAUAUAAGUAUACUACCGCUAAAUCUUCUUGACAACCUACCAGAUCAGUUUUAAGCUAGCAAAGGCGUGGCCAUGGAUGGUAUUAUUUCAGUUGCUGCUAAAAUUGCUGAGUAUAUGGUUGUACCUAUUGGUCGUCAAUUUGGUUACAUACUCUACUACAAGGACAACCUUCAAAGGAUGGAAACUGAUGUCCAAAAGCUAGAAGGAACAAAAGAUAGUGUGCAACGCAAAGUUGACGAGGCUAGAAAUAAUGGAGAAGAGAUUGAAAAGUUUGUCCAGGACUGGCUGAACAGUGUGGACAACAUGGUUGCUGAGGCAAAGAAACUUAUUGACAGUGAAGGCCAUGCAAAAGCUCAGUGCUCUAUGGGCCACCUUCCCAAUCUGUGCACAAGGCACCAACUGAGCAGGGAGACCAAAAAGAUGUCGCAAGAUAUUUCUAAUAUCCUAGCCGAUGGAAAAUUCGACAAAGUUUCUUACCGUACUGCUUCGCAAGUGACAGUCUCGUCAUUUGGUAGAGGUUAUGAGGCUUUGGACUCCAGAACAUUAGUGUUGGAUGAGAUUAUGCUGGCAUUGAAGGAUCCUAACUUCUUCAUUAUUGGUGUUUAUGGGAUGGGUGGAGUGGGCAAAACUACACUAGUGGAAGAGCUAGCUUCGAAAGCAGAGAAUGGUGGCUCAUUUAAUGCGGUUGUUUUGGCUACUAUAAGUGAUUCUCCAGAUGUAGAAAAAAUUCAAAGCCAAAUUGCUGAGAUGUUGGAUAUGAAAUUCACCAAGGAGACCAGAGACGGAAGAGCAAGAGAAUUACGAGAUAGGAUAAAAAAGAAGAAGAGUAUUCUUGUUAUUCUGGAUGACAUCUGGGGUAGACUUGAUUUGGUAGAAGUGGGGAUUCCUUUUGGCGACGACCACAAAGGAUGCAAGUUAGUGGUGACAUCUAGAGAUCUUAAUGUGUUGAGCUGUGAGAUGGGCACUCAGAAAGAAUUCAGACUUGAAGCUUUGCAUGAGGAGGAUAGUUGGAAAUUGUUUGAGAAAAUGGCAGGUGAUGUUGUUCAAGAAUUCAAUAUAAAGCCAAUUGCAGUGGAGGUGGCCAAACGUUGUGCAGGUUUGCCCCUUUUGAUUGUUACUGUUGCUAAGGCUUUGAGGAAAAAAAAGAUCUUUGAUUGGCAAAACACAUUAAAUGAUUUAGAGAGAUUUGAUCAAGAAGGGCUGCAUAACGACAAGAGAAUCAAUUCUACUUUGGAGUUGAGUUAUAAUUUCCUAGAAAGUGAUGAACUGAAGUCAUUGUUCUUAUUCAUUGGUUCGUUUGGAGUAGAUCACCUCCACACUGGAGAACUAUUUUCAUAUUAUUGGGGAUUGUGCUUAUACAAACAUUCCCGCACAUUGACACAAGCAAGAUCCAAAUACUACAAAUUAAUAAAUGACCUAAAGGCCUCUUCACUGCUACUUGAGUCUGAAACCGAGUGGAUUAGAAUUCAUGAUGUUGUUAGAUCUGUGGCUAAAUCAAUCGCAUCUAAGACUCAACCACCAACUUUUGGGAUGAAAAGGUACAAUGAAGUAAAACAAUGGCCAGGGAUGGAUGAGCUUCGAAAAUGCCAUCAGAUCAUCUUGCCUUGGUCUUAUAUUUACAAGCUUCCUGAGAAGCUGGUGUGUCCAAAGUUGGAGCUACUUCAACUUGAAAAUAUAGGUGAUUAUUUGGAAGUCCCCAACGACUUAUUCUCUGGGAUGAGAGAGUUAAAAGUCGUUAGUUUAUAUGGAAUGAUGUUUACCCCUUCUCUACCAUCAUCUCUUCAUCUCUUGACAAAAAUCCGAACAUUGGAUUUGGCUGGAUGUGUGUUUGAAGACAUAUCAAUAGUGGCAGAGCUGAAGAGUUUAGAGAUUCUCAGCCUUGAAAGAUCAGAUAUUACAGAACUCCCUAAAGAAAUAAGACAACUAACUAAUCUUCGAAUGCUGAACUUAGCCAAUUGCUCUAGACUGAGAUUCAUUCCUGCAAAUCUUAUUUCAAGCCUAACUUGCUUGGAAGAGUUGUACUUGGGGAAUUGUUUUAUCGAGUGGAAUGUAAAGGGAAGCAAAGAACAAAGCAACAGUGCAUGUCUAGAUGAGCUAAGGAAUUUGUCUCAUCUAACUACUUUAGACAUAAUGAUUCGAGAUGCUUCAGUUUUGCCAAGGGACUUGCAGGUCUUUGGAAAGCUUGAAAGAUACAACAUAUUUGUUGGUGAUAUGUGGAAAUGGUCUUUGGAUUGGUCUGGAGGUGCUUCUGAACCUUCAAGAAUACUUAAGCUCGCAGACAAUGGGUGUUCAAGUAUUCAUUUGGAUUGUGAGUUUAACUUCUUGUUGAAUUCAGCUGAGGACAUGUGCCUUGCAAAAAUACAUUGUGUUAGAAAUUUUCUUUGUGAACUUAACAGGAAUGGUUUUCCGCAAUUAAAGCAUAUGUGCAUUCAAGACAUUGCUGAUAUGAAGUACAUCAUUAACUCGAUGCUUUACCCAACUUAUCAUGCUUUGCCCAACUUAGAGACUUUGGUUCUUCAAAAUCUGUUUAACCUGGAAGAAAUAUGCCAUGGGCCAAUUCCAAUUCAAUCUUUUACCAAACUAAGAUCUUUUGAAGUCAAAGGUUGUGACAAGUUGAAUAAUCUGAUAUGUUAUUCCCUUGUUACAGAUCUUCCCCUACUUCGUGAAAUAAAAAUUUCUAAUUGCAAAAUGAUGACAGAAAUCAUGGCUGUGCAAACAUCUAAGGUAGAAAAAGGAAUGGGGAAGAUUAUCUUCCCCGAGCUACGUUCUCUUGAACUUGAAUGUUUGCCAAGUCUCGUAAGUUUAUGUUCCGUGCCAUUGACAAUUGAAAAGAGUCUCAAAGUGCGUGGUGAAAAUUAUGAUAGUACACAAUGCAUACCUGUGGCACUAAUUGAUCAAAAGGUUGAGAUGCCCCACCUUGAACUAUUGAAGCUCUCUAAGAUCAAAUCUAGGAAACUGUGGGAUGAUAAACUUCCGAGUCGUUCUUGGAUGCAAAACUUGAGAAGUUUGACAAUAGACGGAUGUGAUAACAUAGCAUGCAUAUUCUCAUCCUCGGUCGCCAGAGAAUUUGUAAACCUGAAGCAACUUGUGAUUAGUAAUUGCCAAAUGUUGGAGGGCAUAUUUGUCCCUGAUGGAAAGUUGGGUAGUCUUCCUUUGUCUCAGAAACCAUUCUCUAAUGAUGAGGUUAUAUUUCCAAACUUGGAGACAUUGGUAAUCUCCCAUAUGGAACACUUGAAGUUUGUAUGGUACAAUCAACUAACUCCAAAUUCCUUUGGCAAACUGAAGGAGUUAAAAAUUGAAUUAUGCAAUGAAAUUUCAAAUGUAAUUCCAUCUUAUGUGCUUGAUAAAUUACUGAAUCUGGAGACUGUGACCGUAGUUUGUUGUCAUACACUAGAAGUUGUAUUUGAAACACAAGGUCUAAAAGUAGACGGUGGUAGACAGACAAAGCUGGAAAUGCAAUUGAGAACUCUCACUUUGAACCAUUUACCGAUGCUGAAACACAUUUGGAGUGGGAAUCCUAAUGAAAGUGUUAAGUUCCAAAACCUCUGCCUUUUGCAAGUUACUGGAUGCGAAAGCCUCAAUUAUGUUUUGCCCCUCUCUGUGGCUAAAGAGCUUCAGAAUCUCCAAGGGAUUUAUAUAAAAGAAUGUGGCGUUGAGAUUAUUGUAGAACAAGAUGAAAUGUCUGACACAGUUCCAAUACUUAAUUUCCCAGAAUUAACAUUUUUGAGUUUUCGAGAUUUGAAACAACUUCAAAGCUUCUACCGUGGAUUACUUACCCUGGAUUGUCCUGCUUUAAGACAUGUGGAUGUGCUUCAUUGUGACAAGCUCGUCCUAUUCAAACCAAAGUCUAUAAAUUACCAAGAAAUUGUCCCAGUUGAUACAAAAUCCCUUCUCUCAAUUGAACAGAUUGUCCAAAACAAAGGGGAGCUUAUUCUGAACAGCAAGGAUGUCACCAUGGCAUGCAAUGGUCACCUUAAUGAUGAGCUUAUCAACACAGUAACAGCUCUUUGCUUGCGAUGUUUUCACGAUGUGUCUGAAAAGUUUCCAUCUGGUUUCCUCCAAAGGUUCAUCAAUCUCAAAAACCUUAAGGUGACAUGUAGUUCCUUCACAUAUAUAUUUGCAAAUGGAAGCGAAUGCACCAGACAUUCUGAAACAAUUAUGAAGUUGGGAAGUUUAGAACUCAUUAUGUUACAAAACCUCGAAUUUAUAUUUGAAGAGAAAUUUGAGGUGCAACCUGUUCUUCAAGAUAUUGAAAGAUUGGUAGUAAAUUCAUGCUCUAGACUAAAGAAUAUAUUUCCAUCGUCAGUUAUGUUUGAGAAUUUACAGAAGUUGGAGGUGGGCCAUUGUGCUGGAUUGGAAAGUAUUAUGAAACCAUCAACAGCUAGAAGUUUACAAAAUCUUAAAGAAUUAUACAUACAUUGUUGUGGAAAGAUUGAAGAAAUAGUAGCAAGUGAUGAUGAGAAUGAUACUUCUGACCUAAUUUUUAUGAAAUUGGAGUUUUUGCAACUGAGUAAUUUACCAAGGCUAAGAAGUUUUUGCAAGGGAAGACAUGGCUUCAAAUUUCCACUGCUGAGGAUGUUAUUUGUAGUAGAUUGUCCCGUGAUGGAAACUUUCUCACAUGGAGUGUUGAACGCACCAAGGCUCAGAGCAGUACAUGUGAGGGAAGAAGAUGAAUGGCAUUGGAAUGGUGAUGUUAACACUACUAUAAAACAAUUAGUAGCGAAAACGAGCUCUAAGGAUGAUUGUGUUUGUCCUCAAAACUUGAUUGAAGGCUCAAGUAGAUGAUUCGUCUCAACCACAUGGGGGGUGUAUCCAUAUGUUUUGUGUGCGAGGCUAAUCGGCUAAACUCAAAUGGCAUGAAGCGUUUACAAUCAUCAUCAUGUAUCAGUGCAAUGACUUAUUUUUUUUAUGAUUAUGACUUCUGUCAUCACUUGUUUUCUGUUAUUUUCAAAACUGAUCUCUCCUAAACUUUACUUAAAAUAUAGGAGAUGAUUGCUUGAUUAAGUGUGUGUGAGAUCAAUUGUUAAUUCUUGAGAUUAAAAUGUUGGAAUUCAAAGACAUGCUACUUCAGAAGUUCCGUGCA